Triplophysa rosa is the source of this 5125-nucleotide messenger RNA. It is a transcript of the gene cbx6a, whose product is annotated as chromobox homolog 6a. Bases 58 to 1209 code for a protein of 383 amino acids. The record is from RefSeq and is a predicted model, not a curated record. The transcript is spliced from 6 exons. Lineage: Eukaryota; Metazoa; Chordata; Actinopteri; Cypriniformes; Nemacheilidae.
UGCUGCUGUCAUAGAUUGUAAAGUGAAGGAGCCGUCUGGAGCGCGCGCAGCAAAAAGAUGGAGCUGACGGCGAUAGGAGACCAGGUUUUCGCCGCGGAAGCUAUCCUCAAGAGCCGUGUUAGAAAAGGUCAUAUCGAGUACCUGGUUAAGUGGAAAGGUUGGGCAUUGAAACACAGCACGUGGGAACCAGAGGCGAACAUUCUGGAUGAUCGACUCAUCGCAGCCUUCGAGCAGAAGGAACGGGAGCAAGAACUUUACGGCCCGAAGAAACGUGGACCUAAACCAAAAAACUUUUUAAUGAAGGCACGAGCACAAGCGGGUGAAACACCUCGAAGCUCAAAACCCCGGCGUGCUCCACCUUGCACUACUGCGAGACCACCCCCUUCUGCGAGUGCACCUCCUUCAUCUUCUGCGAGUUCAGUGGAUCCUCCGCGGCCUUCAUCGUCAUCAUCCUACUCUACGGCUCCAACCCCCAGGGUUCACUCCCUAGCUGCUGCUCACAAACUGAAGAAGGACAUCCACCGGUGCCACAGGAUGUCUCGUCGAACUUUGCCGCGACCUGACCCCAUGGCCAACCCCUUCUCAUCCCGUCCUCCCAUCUCGCCUUUCUCUGAAACGGUCCGCAUCCUCAACCGCAAGGUCAAACCGCGGGAGGUCAAGCGAGGUCGUAUAAUCUUGAACCUGAAGGUCAUCGACAAAUCUGAAAGCGGUGGCGUGGCCAGUAGAAGGACGCCGCAGAUGUAUGGAGGACGGGCGAAAAUCCCAUCCCGGAAUCGUAUAAUAGGGAAAAGGCAAGGGGAAUUGCCCUACAGGCCAUUCCAGAAUCCUAUGAAAAUGUUGGGCUUCCCUAUGUAUGGACAACCUUUUGGGCUUCAUCCCGGUGGGUCAUUAUCUUCCACGACCAAUGAAGGGUCGGAUGCCAGAAGCAAUCGGACAGGCGGUAGCCAGUCGACUCAGAAGUUUCAGAACCAGCCUCCACCUUCUCCAUCCAGCUCCAGCAAAUCUAACGGCAGCUCUCCUUCACUUUCUCACAAACAGCCCCAUGCCGAAACGUCUUCUCCGACUAAAGCGAGCUCCCAAGCCUACGCUUCAUCGUCUCCACCUUCCGAGGACGAAGGCCAGGGCUCUCCGAAUCCGCCCACGUCUCGAGGUGGAAAGCGAAACCUUCGUCGACGCCCCCAAGCUGCUCGGGCUUCUACUGCUCAGUGAUCCCGUCUUUCCACAGCCUAGCCUUUUGCCCAAUUGAACCUUCUCUUGUCACCUGCAGUCCUGUAGAGACCACCAAAUCCAUAUCUCCAGCACUUACUCCCACGAAAUGUUCCUUCUCAUCAACCAGCUUUCAGACAAACUUUUCUCAAUCCAAGUAACACAAGGGGACCGACUGCACCAAUACGGUUUCAAAGUCUCGGUUAUUUCAUGCACACGCAAUAUGCUUUUUCAAGAUUCAGCCAGUUGUAGUUGAAGAUAAAUUGUAAAUUGACACUCGUUAUGGCAGUAUAUGCCUUGUAAGGCCACGGCAUCCAAAUCUUCAAAUUUAAAUUUUCCAUCGUUCUCUAAGCCAUCAUGUGUAUAAGCACGCACAAAGCUGCAAAAUCCAGACAACGGUUAUGUUACUUUCCUUUGCUUUGAUCCAGAUGUCCACCAAGACUCUAAACUGACGUAUUUCCAAACGUGAAUGCUAAGGACUGCAUCCUGAAUGUGGUACUGUAUGUCAAACCUUCCACAUACUUGACCACCCUUUUCCCUUCUUUGAGAAGUAUCUUCUCCCCUUUGCCUUCUGACUACAAUAGUUACUACCAUAGUCAUGUAGUAUCUGUAUCUUUGGGACUGGUAACCAGCAGUAAUCUCUCACAUAACUAUUGAGGAGUUCAACACUCCUCAAUAGUCUUCUAUGAAUCUACCAAAUGUAACAAAUUGCCUUGGUUGAUACAACCCAUUCACGCACUGUUAAAUUAUACAGUCUGGGACCAUGUCUAUCGUGUGUGAUGCUGGUGACUGCAUGUAGGUGAUACAUUAACUUUGUCCUGUAAUCCGUGCACAUGUCUGACCGGGUGCUAGCAUUGAGAAAACAGACCUGGGAUAAAUCUUGAUUUUUUUAAAAAUGUUAAUGCUUUUUGAAGACACCUCAAGAAGGUUUGAUGUGACAGUUUUUUAGCUUAUGUGUGCUAGUUGUAUAAGGGCCGUACAAAUGCAUUGACAGCUAAAUGUUGGUUAACUUUAGGGCUGUGUAUUGGCAAGUGCCUCCCGAUACGAUACAUAUCAUGAUAGAUGGGUCACGAUACAAUAUAUUUCUAUGUAUUUCGAUACGAUACACAUUUGAGAUAUAUUGCAAUACUUUAAAUAGAAAAUGUAAAAAGUAGAGCUAGAAAUACAACAUGCUGUGCACCACCGGGGGUUUUCUGUAAGGAUAAGUGUAAAAACAUCCCUUACCUCUGCAGAGUGGCCAUGAUGUGCGAUGCAUGGACCUUUAGAUCAGAGGUUUGGGUUCUCAAACUGUGGAUUGCGCCCAUCAAGUGGGUAGCACAGGGGAAUAAUGUGGCUCACGCAAGUCACUUGGCUGUUGUGGUGCAUUACAGUUAAAACACUGAACAUGGGCAGUAUAAAACUCCUGGUUCAUCUGUGCUGUAAAUGCGCUGGUGUCACAAUCCAAGAAAGCACAAUAAAUGUCAUUGUUACUUUUCUUAAUAAACUUUUUGUCUAAUGCACUGCAGUAGCCAAGUGACUUGUGUCAUGACUUGCGAAGCCUACAAACAGCAUUAUUUGAUAUAACUCAUUACUCCAUGACUUAUUUAGAAAACCAAAGCACACCCACACAACAGCUCUGAGAGCUCCAAGCAUUCUUAUAUUUUUCGCCAUGUUCGCUUCCACUUACUUUUGGCCGUAUGUAUAUGACAUGAUUUAAAAAAAAUAUAUCGAUAGUAGAGGUAUUGCUGUGAUUUAAAGGUCCAGUGCAUGAGAUUUCUAGUGGUGAGUUUGAGAAUUGCAACCAACGGCUCACUCCACCCCUCCGUUUUGAAGUACUACGGCGGUUGACACAGAAUUAAGAUCGCAGAUUCGUGACACAGAAGUCGUCACGUUUUCGCUUUGCCGAAGGAGAUAAUGUAUUUACGAAACACGUUCUGUAGAGCAGUUUGUCCGUUUAGGGUUACUGUAGAAACAACAUGGUGGAUUCCAUGUAAGGGGACCUGCGGUGUAUGUAGAUAGAAAUAGUUCAUUCUAAGAUAAUAAAAACAUAACGCUAUUAUAAUAAUUAUAAUAUAAUUUAAGGUCUUAAUAUACCUCUAAAGACAUACAGUAGUUACGUAUAUUAUAUUGCAUUUCUGUGAAUAGAUCCUCCAAAAACCCUAAACCUUUACAUGGAAAAGAAAAGAGGUACAAUAAAUGAUUGAAUUUUCCUUUUUAGGUGAACUAGCCUUUAAAGUUGAAGUGAAACAUCUGGUAAUGGGUGCUUAGAAACAUUUUGGGGAUGUCCGGCAAACAUUAUUGAUAAUCUGUCACAUUAGGCCCUAAGAAACAGGUUAACACACAGUUUAUGGCAGCUUCCUUGGUUGUACUGAAAGAUGAUAAAAUGUCAGACUCCACUGGAGGACAAAGGCAAACCUCAUUAUAAGAUUUAAUGGUAACACUUUACAAUAAGGUGCUAUUAGUUAACAUUAGUAAAUGCAUUAGCGAACAUUAGCCAACAAUGAACAAUUUAGUUUUCCAGCAUUUAUCCUUGUCAAUGUUAGUUCACGUCAAUACAGUUAUUCAUGUUAGUUCAUGGUGCAUUAACUAAUGUUAACAGUGACAACGUUUGUUUUUAAUAAUGUAUUAGUAAAUGCUGAAAUUAACAUGAAUUAAUAUUAAUAAAUGCUGUAGAAGUAUUGUUCAUGGUUAGUUCAUGUUAUAUGCCUUAACUAAUUGUUAACAAAUAGCACCUUAUUGUAAAGUGUUACCGAUUUAAUAAUAGAACACGAUUAAGUUUCACGUCAUGGAAGUAUCCUGUAAUGGAGUUGUAGAAACAUUGUGAAAAAUACUUACAAAUAUUUUUGUUUUUUUUCCUAUCUUUGUAUCUAUCUUUCCUGUUCAUCUGUAUCUAGUAAAUGAGUUGACCCCCAUGAAAGCUUAAAACUAAAUUUAUGGUACAGUUAUUUGACUUCUGGUCGGGUAAACUGUCUGUAAACUUUUAUGUAUGAAAUAUUUUAUUUUUUUCCAAAUCUGUUUAUCCCAGGUCUGAAAUCAUUUAAAGUCGUUCAUAGACACUUCUCUGGUGCUGCCUCACGUGUAGUGCAUCUGUACAAAAAUAUCAAAUGUGGAAGCAUGCAUUGCCUUUACUCCGUUUGAUACCAUGUCAUUGUUACAUUCGCCUACAAAGUGUUCCACGUACAAACAGUCCGAGUAUUUGUUUACCUUGAUAUCCUUAAUGGUAGAAAAUAGAUGUCGCUAUGGUGUGAACCAGUGCAAGAUGGUUUCUCAUAAAUAGGUAGCUUAGCGCUAUAAUAAUAUGUGGCCUACAUUUCAUGCAAUAUGGCUUGUAUUUUAAGAGAUGUAGCCACCAGGGCCCAUCGUGGCACAGAGACGAAGAGAUUAUGUUUAAAAUUUGUAAUGAUGAAGGUUGCAUCCUCAAAUAGCAGAACUGAUCUAUUAUUGUUAUUUUUAUUCUUGUACUGUAGUGAAUGAUUUGUGCUGCCUUUGUUUUAUAGCCAUUGUUCAGUUUUACUAGUCUGAUUUUGGGAAUGUAUAACCCCCAAACCUGACCUAUGUGUGAUUUACGACUUUAUUUUGGUCACGUGUAUGGUUAAUGCCAUUAUUGAUGCUGAUUGUGAUAAUGAUCUUGUCGCUAUAUGACAUUGUAAUGUAACGGAUGCAUGAUUUGUAAACCCUAAUUGUACAGAUCAUUUAAAUACAGUUGUUGUUGCUUUACGUGUUUCUUCAAAAAGGAUUUUAUUAAAAUCACUUUAAAGACACUGACUUUCUGUUUUUUGAUUGUAUUGUGGGUAAAAUCACCUUUUGCAGAAAAUCUGAUUAUUUUAGGUUAUUCGUGUUCUUUUUAACCUCACAAUUUUAAGUUAAGUUGAAAAGGUCCAUACAGUGUAAUAAAGAAACUAAUUGUGAGAGAAAUGCAUUACUUUAAUAAAAAGCGGUG